Molecule: messenger RNA, 2200 nt
Organism: Phyllopteryx taeniolatus (common seadragon)
Lineage: Eukaryota; Metazoa; Chordata; Actinopteri; Syngnathiformes; Syngnathidae
Product: gastrula zinc finger protein XlCGF57.1-like
Exons: 2
Coding region: 441-2036 (531 amino acids)
Biological process (GO): regulation of transcription by RNA polymerase II
Cellular component (GO): nucleus
Molecular function (GO): RNA polymerase II cis-regulatory region sequence-specific DNA binding; DNA-binding transcription factor activity
Source: RefSeq, a predicted model, not a curated record
CCGAGGUACUUUUACUUAGCAUUUUUGAAAUUUCAAACGACAUAUCAUCCAAGUACUUCCGGUUCAUCUCGCUCGGAUAGGAUAGGAAAGAAAAGUUCUGAAACAAAAACGAGAAUCCGAAAAGGGCCGUAGAUUUUUCCGUUGCACACGUUCUUUGUUUACGUCACAACCACUUUUGCCUCGACGGGCUUCACUAAAUCUUUCUGACUCAGCACCGAACGUACCGAGUCCUCGACGCAGCACGUCCAUCACUAUUUCCCUGGACUAAAACACAAUUUAUUCACACUUCGUGUCCGGUUAAACCCUUCUCGGUGCACUUCGAAGCUUCGUGGCCUGGUUUAGCCUAGCUUAGCUUGCUAACAAAGAGACGCGAUUGCGAGCAAUACGUUGCUUAGCGGGGCUCAAGGUUGAGCGGAAAGUGUUGUGAUUGUCGCGUGAAAAUGUGUGCAAGAAGGACAGCAGAGUACGAGGAGGAACUUUGUGGACCAAAAGAUGAGAACGGGCCACAAUGUCAACUACUGGACACUGUUUGCAAGCUUCAGCCACCAGUCGGGUUACACACUGCAGACAUCAAUGAAGAUCAUCUGGAGCAACAGGAGCCAGAGUCCCCUCACAUUCAAGAGGAUGAGGAGCUGGAGCCCCCCCACAUCAAAGAAGAGGAGGAAGAGUUACUGCACAUUAAAGAGGAAGAAGAGGAGGAGGAUAUCAUCACUGUUCUAGUGACUAGUGUCCCUUUGAUUAGUGAAGAUCAAGAUGAAGGUGAAAGCGAGGAGAGCAGAGGGGCGGAGCCUUCGAGCAGCAACCGCUCAAGUCAACACAUGACAACAGAAGUUUAUGACCACUGUGAAGGAUCACAAGCAGCAGAUGGCCUCAUAGCUCCACUAUCAGAUGGUGAUGACACAUCACACUCUCCUGACACUGACGAUGAUGAUGAUGAUGGUGGUGAUGAUGAUGAUGAUGAUGAUGAUGAUGAUGAUGACCAGUCUGAAGGUCAUAAGAGAGGUCACACAGACAACAAACGAUGGAAAUGUUCUCAGUGUGGAAAAACCUUUGGCUAUAAGAGCCGUUUGAAAAGUCAUAUGAUUAGCCACACAGGGGAGAAACCUUUUGCCUGUUCAGUUUGUGGUCAAAGAUUCUCUGAAAAGGGAAACCUAAGGAGACACACAAGAACACACACUGGUGAAAAACCGUUUGUCUGCUCAGUUUGUGGUAAGAGAUUCACUCAGAAGGGACCGUUAAUAUUUCACACAAGAACACACACUGGGGAGAAACCUUAUGCCUGCUCAUUUUGUGGCCAAAGAUUCUCUCAUAAGGAUUACUUAAUACGUCACUCAAGAACACACACUGGAGAGAAACCUUUUGUCUGCUCAGUAUGUGGUCAAAGAUUCUCUGAUAAUGGAACUUUGACUAAACACACAAAAACACACACUGGAGAGAAACCUUUUGCGUGCUCAGUUUGCGGUCAAAGAUUCUCUCAUAAGGGGAACUUGAGAAGUCACACAGGAACCCACACUGGAGAGAAACCCUUUGUCUGCUCAGUAUGUGGACAAAGAUUCUCUCGUAAACAUGCUUUGACAACACACUCUAGAACACACACUGGAGAAAAGCCUUUUGCCUGCUCAGUUUGUGGCCAAAGAUUCUCUCGUAGACACAUGUUGACAACACACACUAGAACACACACUGGUGAGAAGCCAUUUGCUUGCUCAGUUUGUGGUCAGAGUUUCUCUAAAAAGGCAUCCUUAAGAACUCACACAAGAACACACACUGGGGAAAAACCUUUUUCCUGCUUAUUUUGCGGGCAAAAGUUCUCUCAGAAGGGAACCUUAACAAGUCACACAAGAACGCACACUGGUGAGAAACCUUUUUCGUGCUUGGUUUGUGGUCAAAAAUUUGCUCAAAAAGGUACCUUAACAAGUCACACGAGAACCCACACUGGAGAGAAACCUUAUGCCUGCUUAGAUUGUGGUGAAAGAUUCUAUCAGAAGGGUAAGGUUAAGAGACACAAGUGUGUUGGUGUCAAAAUAAGUCAUCAAUGAAAAUGAAAAUGGAGCUAUAUCAGGCCAUUGAAUUGAUUCCAACUGGACUGUUCUGGUUGUCUUGGAAAACGUUUUGCCUUUCGUUCCAGCAGGUUUCAUUAGUUCAUGCACCUCUUACCCGAGCGGGCUUCAUCAGUUCAUUAAAAAAAGGCAAGAUAUGACAG